CUUUGACAAGCAAUUAUUUUAGAUAAGUUAGUUAGCUAAACUAACACAAUCACAUUUAUACACGGCACAUUAUUAUUUAUAUAUACAGCACAGAUGGAAUUAAAUCAAGAUGAUUGUAAUGAAUUUGAUUCUUUAAAAGUAAAAAAACUUUCGAGAGAUGUGCUCACUACGCUUGCUGACGAGUUACCGCGUGAUUGGAAAACACUUGCUCGUUUCUUGAACAUAAGUGAUAUAGAAAUAGACAGAGUUUUACAUGAGUGCAGUACAACUAGAGAAAAAAUAUAUGAGAUUUUUAAUAGUUGGUGCAGAAAUAAUCCAAAUAAAAAAUGGCGGGAUAUAAAAUCUGGAUUGAUUUUUUGUGAACGGAAAGAUGUCAUCUCUGAAUGCGAAAAAAAACUAACUGUGCGUUCAAUAUUUGGUGUACAAACUUCUUCAGAAAAUUUCUUUUCACGCGAAAAGUUAAUUAGUGAAAUUCAUCUUUAUUUAUCACAAGAUACAAAAACAACCUUAGUUUUGUAUGGAAUGUCAGGUGUCGGAAAAACACAUAUUGCCAGAAAAUAUUGUGAAACAUUUUAUAACUUCUAUGAAAAUUUUGUUUGGAUAGAUGCUGGAUUUGGAAAGUUACAAACUUCAAUGCAUAAUCUUUGUCAAAUAUUAGGAAUUAAUAGUCAAGAUUCGAGAGGUGAAUACUUCAAUAUAGAAGUGAUUGUUGAGAAAAUUCACAACUUUUAUAAAAACGAAAAAACAUUAUAUAUUUUUGACAAUGUCGAUGACGAAAGUGUGAAAAAUUUGAAAAUGUACAUUUCAAAAAAACCAAAAUCGUUUAGUUUGAUUACUUCACAGUGGAAAACGUGGUCGAACAAUGUAAAUAAAAUGCUUGUUGAUGUUUUCUCUUCAGAGGAAGCUUUCGUUUAUGUAAAAAGUAAUCUUAAAGAAAACACUAAUGAAGAUAUACAAAACUUAAUUAAAGAACUUGGUUAUCAUCCGUUUGCUAUUACUCAAGCAAUAAAAUAUAUAAAUAUACAUGAAGUAUCGAUUGAAAAAUAUCUAAAUCGAUAUAAAUUAAAACCCUUAGAAAUAUUAGACACUGAUUUCUUUCCAACCGAAGAAGAAUCAAGAUCCGCAAUUAAAGCAAUUAAUUUAGUUUUAUUAAAAUUAGAAAAAAAAAAUACUUUUACAUUUAAAAUACUAAAUUGUAUAUCUCAUUGCGACGGUCAAAAAAUUAGUAAAUUAUUAAUAACUCAAAUAUCAAACCACAUGGAAAUAAACGAAGAAUAUUUAAUAGAUGAAGCCAUUGGAUUACUGAUGAGUUAUUCUUUAAUAAACUCACUUGGUGAUGAAAAAUAUUCAAUGCACGAACUGACACAGUUGUCGUGUAGAUGCUUUCAAAAUCGAAGUUCAACCACAAAUACGUACCUUGAUCUAAUCAAAAGUUAUUUUGUUUCUGAGUUGAACGAAGUAAAUGAACACGUGGAUUACGGAAAUCAUUUUGUUUUUCAUUUUCUUCAUAUGUUUCAAAUUAGCAAAAAGAUAAUGUCAACAACUUUCCAUCAAAUGACUUCUUCUAUUAGGUAUUUAUUAGUAUCCAAAGGUUUGUUUGAAGAAGCAAUCGAACUAUUGACAGCUAUCCAAUGUUUUAAUGUAGAAACUUAUGGCGAAAAUAAUGAACUUACGCUUGAUACAAAACAAAACAUUGCACUCUGUUUCAAAAAUAUGGGAAAGUAUAACGAAGCUUUAGAAAUAUGUUAUUCUGUUGAUAAAAUAAAAACUGAAAUUUUAGGUUUCAACCAUCCAUCUACAACGCUAACAAAACAUUAUAUCGCAAGCUGUUUGAGUAAUUUGGGAAAAGAUAACGAAGCUUUAGAACUUUAUCAUUCUGUUGAGAAAAUUGAAACUGAAAUUUUAAGUAUCAACCAUUUAGAUACAAUGGAAACAAAAUAUAAUAUUGCAAACUGUUUGAAAAACAUGGGAAAAUAUACCGAAGCCUUAGAAAUUUAUUAUUCUGUCAAUAAAAAAGUAUCUGAAACGUUAGGCAUCAACCAUUCAUUCACGCUGAAAACAAAAUUUGGCAUCGCAAUGUGUUUACAAGACAUGGGAAAGUAUAACGAGGCUUUGGAAAAUUAUUUCACUUUUGAUAAAAAACUGUCAGAAAUAUAUGGAAUAAAUCAUCCAGAAAUGUUGAUAAUAAAACAUUGUAUGGCAAGAUGUUUGAACGACAUGGGAAAAUAUAACGAAGCUUUGGAAAUUUAUUAUUCUGUUGACAAAUUACAAACUGAAGUUUUAGGUAUCAACCAUCCAUCUACGCUGAUCACAAAAAAUAGUAUUGCGGGAUGUUUGAUUGAAACUGGAAUGUUUAACAAAGCUUUAGAAGUUUUUUAUUCUAUUGAUAAAAUACAAACUGAAAGUUUAGGCAUUGAAAAUUCAUUUACAAUGACAAUAAAAAGUAAUAUUGGUAGUUGUUUAAUUGCUAUGGGAAAAUAUAACGAGGCUUUAGAAAUUCAUAACUCUGUUCAUAAAAUACGAACCGAAAUUUUAGGUAUCAACCAUCCAUCUACCAUAACAACAAAAAAUAAAAUCGCUGUUUGUUUGCACGAAAUGGGAAAAUAUAAUGAAGCUUUAGAAAUUUAUUAUUCUAUUGAUAAAAUACAAUCCCAAGUUUUCGGUCUCAGUCAUCCAUUGACAAUGACAAUAAAAAAUAAUAUUGCAUGUUGUUUAAAUAAAAUGGGAAAAAUAAACGAAUCUUUAGAAAUUUUAUAUUCUGUUGAUAAAAUAAAAACUGAAAGUUUAGGCAUUAACCAUCCAGAUACAAUGCUGUCAAAACAUAAUAUCGCAAGUAAUUUAAAAGAUUUAGGAAAACAUAACGAAGCUUUAGAAAUUUAUUAUUCCGUUAAUAAAAUAGAAGCUGAAAUUUUAGAUUCCAACCAUCCAUCUGUAUUGAUAACAAAACAUAAUAUCGCACUCUGUUUGAAUGCUUUGGGAAAGUAUAAAGAAGCCUUAGAAAUAUUUAAGUUUGUUGAAAAAAUACAAACUGAAGUUUUAGGUAUCAAUCAUCCUUCUACAAUAGCAACAAAAAAAAAUAUUGCACUCUGUUUGAACAAUUUAGAAAAACAGCAAACAAGUUGUUUAAUUAUUUGAUUACUGUUACGCAAUAUUUUAUUAUAGGGGUUAAUUUGUUUCGAUAUUUAAACCAAUUCAUUCGAGUUAUAGGAAUAAAAUUUUAUUUUUAACUAAA
Hydra vulgaris (swiftwater hydra) is the source of this 3232-nucleotide messenger RNA. RefSeq lists its product as uncharacterized. Gene Ontology annotation, biological process: signal transduction. The record is from RefSeq and is a predicted model, not a curated record. NCBI's taxonomy places the organism in Eukaryota, Metazoa, Cnidaria, Hydrozoa, Anthoathecata, Hydridae. Gene Ontology annotation, molecular function: ADP binding; protein binding.